AUGGACCGUUCCAUCUCUACUUGUGGCUCUAUGCUAGACCAGUCCUUCAAUCGCGACCUAUACCACCACCUCCCGUCUAGCUCCAGCUCCAGGACGCCAGAGACUCCUCCCUCCAUCUUCGACGGCUGGUCUGAUUCCAGCUCAAACAGCCCGGAUGCAAAGAUACCUUAUCAUCAACAACAACAACCGUGGGCCGUUGAGCCGGCGGUGAACUGCUCUCUGUUUCCGUCCCACCCCGAGUCACCAAUCGAGCCUCCAUUAGAUGGCCUCCCCCGUAUAAUCCCCAGCACGGGCGGCCACGUCCCUGAAUGGUCUGGGCCACUGAUGGCUCCUGGCUAUUCUUCAUCGAGGCAAUUGAGGCCUGAGACGCGGCGCCUACCUGCUGGCAAGCAUAUGUCGGAUUGGGUACACGCAAAGUCACCAGAGGUGCCUCCGUCGUCCUUCUCCUUGUACAAGGCUCCUUCACACCUGUUUGGAGCUACUAUCACCCCGCACUCGCAAUCUCCUUCUCCGUCGGCGAAUCCUAUGAUGACAACAGGGUUAUCGCCCACACCUGUUAGCGCUCCAUACCACGCGCUUCCAUUAACCGUGUUGAGCCCACCACCCAUCAAGCUUGAGGCGGAUCGCGAGGUUGCACCGCCAGCGAAUCCGGAGGAGACGGAGGAGACCAGUGCAGAUCCUCCAUACUCGCAACUCAUCUUCGAUGCGCUUGAUGCUGCACCCGGGAAGAAACUGCCCCUUCAGGGUAUCUACCAGUGGUUUGAAAAGAACACGGCCAAGGGGAGGGAUCCGGGCUCGAAGGGUUGGCAAAACAGCAUCCGUCACAACUUGUCGAUGAAUGCCGGUUUCGAGGCUGUUCGAGAAGAUCCCGUCCCAGGGAAAAAGCCCGUCAACUAUUGGCGCUUGACGAAUGAUGCAGCAGAGAACGGCAUCCAAUCUACAACCCGGUAUAGAAAACAGACAAAUUACAAAAAGUCUACGGCGUGGGAUCCCCCGGCCCCUCAGCGUCAGCGCUCUGGAGCCAAGGGGGGUAAAGCAACGAAAAUCAGCGCGAAGUAUCGAGGUCUCGCACACAACAUGAAUAACAUGAGCCUAGAGGAGUACCGACGAGAACGAGCAUAUCGCCAACAGCAACAGCUUCACCAUCUUCGCAAUCUUCACGGCUAUCCCCACCAGCAACAAUUUCAACAGCUGCAACAACAGCGGCGCCUCCCCAAUGACCUCCUACACGCCCAAUAUCUCCACCGAACGUCGCCCACGACAGCGACAACGACAACAACCACCCCAGCAGCAGGAACAACGGUGUUGUCACCCGGUUAUGCAGGAGCAACGACAUCCACCACAGCCCCGAUGCCACGCCCCCCGGCCGUCCAGAGCUUUAAUCUAGGCGACUUCGUUGGCUGUGCUAGCGCUGCCCCCUGCACAGCUCCCGCUCCAACUCCCAUUUAUUGCGACAUGGCGGGACCCAGCUCAGAUUGCCUCGUCUUUGAUGCCGGGUUCAUGGGGAUGAGUGGCGUCCAUUCGCCCUUUGCUGUCUCCGAGAUCUCGGCGUCAGAUCUUCACAUUGGGCUAUAA
Molecule: messenger RNA, 1575 nt
Organism: Aspergillus puulaauensis
Lineage: Eukaryota; Fungi; Ascomycota; Eurotiomycetes; Eurotiales; Aspergillaceae
Exons: 2
Coding region: 1-1575 (524 amino acids)
Biological process (GO): regulation of transcription by RNA polymerase II
Molecular function (GO): RNA polymerase II cis-regulatory region sequence-specific DNA binding; DNA-binding transcription factor activity, RNA polymerase II-specific
Source: RefSeq, a predicted model, not a curated record